This is a messenger RNA of Labrus mixtus (cuckoo wrasse), 3834 nucleotides long. It is a transcript of the gene hyal2b, whose product is annotated as hyaluronidase 2b. Gene Ontology annotation, biological process: hyaluronan catabolic process; carbohydrate metabolic process. The transcript has 5 exons. Gene Ontology annotation, molecular function: hyalurononglucosaminidase activity; hyaluronoglucuronidase activity. Lineage: Eukaryota; Metazoa; Chordata; Actinopteri; Labriformes; Labridae. The record is from RefSeq and is a predicted model, not a curated record. Bases 278 to 1708 code for a protein of 476 amino acids.
ACUUCAACCGAGUGGACAACUGCUUUCUUCUUUCAAGUGUGACAAUGAAACAGAAUAACAAGAAUGACCUGUUUGAAACCGGAUCAGCUUGAUUGAUUCGACUUUCAUCUGGAGAUUAGAGACAAAACGAUUGCUGUGCUUCUUAUUGUUAGCGCGACGUCACAGAGCAGCGAUUGAACAGACCACUUCAGUGUCAAGUCAAGGGGUUAUCGGCACGGGGACUAGAAAACAUGUUUUAGUUACACAAGUGAAAGCGGAGAGAAGGUGAGCAGUGACCAUGAAGUUUGCAUUUCACUCUGUUUUCACCACGGCAGGCAACCUGCCUUGGUUGCUCCAGACUCUGUUGACAUCGUGGGCAGUCUUGUGUUCGGCAGAUUUAAAGCAGACAAGAUGGCCAUUAUAUUCCCAGAAGCCAGUUCUUCUUGUCUGGAAUGCCCCAACACAGGAUUGUGCCCCACGAUAUGGUGUUACGUUGUCUCUGGACCAGUUUGAUGUUGUGGCUUCCCCCAAUGAGGGCUUUGUCCGGCAGAACUUAACAAUCUUCUAUAAGGAGCGCCUUGGGUUGUAUCCCUAUUAUGAGCGUGACGGCACUGCAGUGAACGGAGGCCUUCCGCAGCUUGCCAGCCUCACUCAGCAUUAUGAAAAGAUGCCUGAAGGUGUGCAAAAAUAUAUCCGAGAGCCAGAGGCAAAAGGUCUGGCUGUUAUUGACUGGGAGGAGUGGAGACCAUUGUGGAUCAGAAAUUGGGACACUAAAGAUAUCUAUCGAAGUAAAUCGCGUGAACUGGUGGCUAAAAAGAACCCACAUUGGACCCCAGAGCAAGUGGGAAAAGUUGCACAGCAGGAUUUUGAGCUGUCGGCUCGCAAAUUUAUGCUGGAGACCCUAAGACUUGCCAAGAAUUUGAGGCCAAAUCAACUGUGGGGAUUCUACCUGUUUCCAGAUUGUUACAACCAUGACUACAGGGGUGGCCUGAAAAACUACACAGGACGCUGUCCUGCUGUAGAGAAGGCGCGCAAUGAUCAACUCAACUGGUUGUGGAUGGAAUGCACAGCUUUUUUCCCAUCCAUAUACAUCGGCUCUGUACUCAGCUCAACGUACUAUGGGCGCCUCUUUGUCCGAAAUAGGGUGAAGGAGGCAAUGCGCCUGGCGUCUGCAGGGGAUGGAUUAGCACGUCCUGUUUUUGUCUAUACCCGCCCUACUUACAUCAGUCAGAUGACCUUCCUAACUGAGAUGGAUCUGGUCUCUACCAUUGGUGAGAGUGUUGCACUUGGAGCAGCAGGUGUAGUCUUCUGGGGGGACACCUCCUAUGCAAGCAGCCAGGCCAACUGCCAAAGCGUUGAUGGAUACCUCCAAGGACCGCUGGGCCGGUACCUGCUCAAUGUGUCCACAGCUGCAGAACGGUGCAGUCAGGAGUUGUGUAAAUCCCACGGCCGCUGUCUACGCAAAAUACCAGACAAUGACGUGUACCUCCAUCUCAGCCCCUCGACACACAGCAUCACCAGUCAGGACGGCCAGCUGAAGGUUACAGGGAGUCCUGGCCGAGCUGAGCUGGACGUUUUCCACACACACUUUCAAUGCCAGUGCUACAGUGGGUACAGGGGUGAGGACUGUACAGAGAAAGAAAAAGGGCAGAAUAGAGGCUCCUCUGUCUUAGGGACCUGGCCUCUGUGCCUUUUACUCCCACUAGGACUCUUCGCCCUGCUACACUGAGGAAACUGAGAAGUGAAACUAUUCCAUGCUUCUGCCAACCCCGGAGUAGGACAGUACAGGGUUUUCAACAUGAUGGUGGUAAGUUUCUUUGCACUAGUGAUACUGAUACUGAUUCAUCGACAGCAGCAGACAGUCAGACCAUCUCCCAGUAAGACAGGAGAUUUCUAUCCCAGCCCAAUGACAAGCUGCACUGGCAGAGCUCAAACCUCAGGGCCUCCUUGUUGAACUAAUAUCCAUCCUUUAAUACUACAACUGGUCAUUUUCUUUAUGAAAUUAUGUCAAAAAAUCACAAGUUCAACUAAAAGACCUCUAUCGGGUCAUUCUGACCUUGACCACCAGAUGAGGAUGCCUUUUAUCAGUUCACAUUUUUUUAUUUAUCUGGACACCAUAAUAAAAAAAAGACUUGGAAAGAAAUGGAAGAUAGGUAAACAACAUGGCGGGGCCUGCUUGUUUACGAUGAUAUUUGUGCCUUAACUGGACUACAUACUUUGCAUAUUAGUGCCAUUGUUUUCCGUCUCUGAUUAUAGAGGUUUUCAUCUCAGCCCAUCUCCUGGGCACAGUGCUUUUUUUAAAUUGAUAUUAACACUUAAUGCCUAGCAGCUUUUCAAUGUAUUUCAAUUAAAAGUGUAUGGAAAUCAGAAAAGGCUCGAUAGAUAUCUGUAGUAUUGUUUGCAAAUUCUGGCUCCUUAUAUACAUGGACAUUACUGUGAAAAAGCAUGAUAAAAAAGUCAAGUUUCCUCAAACUGUUCAAGAUAGUAAACAGGUACUUGGAAUUGAACUAUAAAUACAAAGAGUCCAACUUCAGCGUGAUCUAGAGCAGUGGUUCUCAACUGGUCUAGCCUCACUGGACCCAUCACCAACUCCUUAAUGAAUAAUGGCAACCAAGAUUUCUGAUUCUGAUUCUUAUUUUUUUUCAACCAAUAAGAUUAAUUUAGUGUUAAUUUUAGUUUUUUUUUGCCAUUUGGACCUCAGAUGGUACAAAACAUGUGACGGAACAAAGUGAAGGAACAAAGCAAAAAAAAAAAAGAAAUGCUGCACAGAUUUUCUUUAACACAAUUUAUUUUUCCAGGCACACAUUUGUGAUUCACAGUAAACGGCUUCAAGAAUUAAAUUUGGGUUCCCGACCCACCAGUUAAUAACCACUGUUCUAGAUGUACUGGUAUUUUGGUGUAUUUCUGUACUGAUGAAUAUCAACACAUUUCUUUACACAAAUGCCAAAAUAUAUGUUUUGUUUGCCACAAUUUUAUCAUAACCAAUGAAAGUGACGUUUUUGAAAACAUUUUACCUGGGUAAAAAUACAUUUGGCUGAUACACUGUUAUCGGGUUUUUUUAAAAGUGUUUUACAUUUAAUCAGCCUCAGAUAUCCAUCCAUCCAGCAUUGGGUUAGGUUUUUAGUUUGACUUGCUUGAAAUUGUACAGCAGUUUGCGUUAGCUUUAUUCCAAAUAAAUGUCUUUCCUCAGCAUUUUCAUAUUUAUACAGUAAGUUUUGUAUUUAUUCUCUAUGGCCUUAAUCAAAAAGUAUUUAGCACCCUUAAAGCUGAUAUGGUACUAGUGUGCAAGUGAUGCUGUGCUGUUCAAAACUGAAGAAUGGGAAAUCACUCGAGUAGUAAUGCAAUAAAACAUGUUAUAUAUGCUGCAAACUGUAUCUAUUUUUGCACUUUAUCUGCUUUUUAAGGUGGAUCUGGCUUUAAUACAUGUUGAUAUUUAUAAGAAGUGAAAUAAUGUUUUUUUUGCUGGCACAGAGACCUUUAUGGUGUAUUGUCGGUGCAUUACAGAUGCAGUGUUUUGAUUUUUUUUUUUCAUUCAAUUGUCAUAUAAAAGAGACGCUCCACUGUGAAUCUUGCCUAUAAAAGAAAUGAUUGCCUCCAUUAUUGUUAUCUCUUCCUCGCCUCUAAACACAGUUCAAUUGUAAUACAAGCUUUAACUUUCUAACUGUAACAUAUGUCUUAGUGUUUAAGGAAAGAUUCAUGAAUAGAUGAAUCCAACUUGUAAAAGGUAACACUUGAAUGAUAGUAUGAUAGAAUGUCACCCAUGUCUAAUCACACAACAGUGUAUUUCCAUGUUGUUGUUUUUUCAUCAGUCUGGUCACGAUUGCAUCAGCAUCAAUACAGACAUGAGAGUUUGAA